AUGGAAGCACCCCCAGCAGGAAUGGUUGCGCCCUCUGGUCCACCAGCUCCACGUGGUGGUGGUUAUCGCGGCAGAGGUGGACCAAUGCGAGGAAGCUUUGAGCGCGGUCGCGGUAGAGGCAUGGGUAGGGGCCAUUAUAUGGGUCGUGGUGGUGGUAUGAUGGGAGGUGGUGGACCUCCACCUCAAGGUAUGGGGCCGGGUGGACGUGGUAUGCGUGCGCCAAGAGGUUCAGGUUAUCAGGGUCGUGGAAGUUAUAUGCCACGCGGAGGUGGCCCACCAAUGCGUGGUGGCCGACCUCCCAUUUAUGCUCAACCAAAGCAACAUACGGGUGCAGAAAACAAUAAAACAGUUUCACCUGUACCAACAGCAAGCUCAGCCACUCCAGCCCCAGCAGCUGACGGCGCAGCUCCAGAAUUGGCAGAAACAAAUAAUGGUAGCGCUACAGCACCUGAAGUCAUUGCUGCAGCCCCGGUUGCAGUUAGUUCUAAUGGUAGUGUAAGCGGUAUGCCAUCUCGAGGACCACCUCGUGGACGCGGAUCCUUCUCUCGGGGACGUGGUGGAUAUAAUUCACACAUAAAUGGUGGCAUGCAUGGCAUGGGUCCUGGUGGAGAACAUGGUCAAAUGCCGAUGAGACGCGGAGGUCCACCACGUGGGCGUGGUGGCUAUGGUCAAUCGAUUUCACGUGCUCCUAUGCACUCUCAACCGCAUAGCGCUAAUACACAAAUUGCACCGGUACCAUCAUUGAAACGUGGUGCACCAGGUGGUCCGCCUGGACCAAAGCGUGGUCGUUAUGAGGGUGGUCCAUAUUCACAACGACCAAUGGUACCGAAGUAUCAUCAACCAAUGCAACAUGCAGCUCCAAUGGCUCCACCAUCUAGUUAUGGUGCUCCACCUAGUCACCAUCAACAACAACAAAGCCAUCAUAGUUAUGCCACACAUGAUCAGUCCCAAGCAGUCGAUCCGUAUGCUCAAUCGUAUGCUGCGCCAGCCGCACAAUCAUCUUAUAAUGGCUAUGGACAAAGUGGGUAUGUUACACAUGCACAGGCGGCACCACAGGCUAGUAGUGCUUAUUCCACACAAGGGACCGAAUACGAUCAAAGCCAAUAUCAGACUUAUAGUUCUAGUAGUUAUGGUACGCAACAAGAUACGCGUUACCAGACGUACGGCCAAGAUUAUACCCAGCAGUAUGGUGCGCCAGCUGUUGAUUAUAAUACAGCACCACAAGCAGACUACUCGCAGCAUGGACAGCAAGCUUAUGAUGAACGCGCUUAUGCUGGUUAUGAUUCACAGUAUCAGCAAGGUUAUUCAAAUGCAGCUGGCUAUUAUUAAAACAAAAAUCUAAACCGUUUUGACGAUGAAACACAAUUCAACGCUGUGCGUAAAAAGACUUCCAAAUUAUACAUACUUGCAGGAAGGAAUCGGUAACUGUUGCAAUUGUUGUGUGAAUAGAAUGUGAAAGUGAAAACACGUAAGAGUUUAUGCCAAAUAUGAUGAGCAUAUAAAUUAACUUCAUUAUUUAACGUUUAGAUUUAAGUAAAAUUGAAACAAUUAAAAAACUAUAUGUAUAUGGGUGAUUAUACUAUAGUACGUCGAAAAAAUUGUUGGUGAAGCAUACAAGAAUUAAAAGUACUUGUGUUAAUGAAAACCCUAAAUAUAUCCAUAUGUGUGUACGUGCAUUAAGAUAUCAUAUGCAAUUUCUAGCAACAUAAUGUAUAAUCCAUUUGAUCUACUAGAUGUUUAAUGUUAAGAAAGAAAAGUAAUCAAGUUUUUUUUGUCAUAACUUACAACAUAAUAAAAACGAAUUUUGUCCCGUACUCUUCCCUCCAUUCGCGUCCCAAUCAAUCAAACAAUCCUCUAACAAAACCCGGUAAAAAAAGCAAAAACUAAACGGACAAAAGAAGUAACUUGCUAUGCAAAUAACCAGAUAAUUCUCAUGAAUUAUUUUAGCUUAUAUUUAAGGCUAACUUUUGACAAUUGAUUUUCGAUAUAUAUUUUAAAAUUUUGACUAGAAUACAAUUUAUUGAAUAACUAUGCAAUAAACAACACAUGAAUUGCACCUAUACUCAUUAUUUUUAAUUUUCAGGAGUAAAUAACAUAUUAUUAUUGUUUUCAUAAUUCAGUUCAGGCAAUCUAAAGAAAAAGCUAAAUUAUUUAAGCAACUUUUGCCGAAAGCAUGAACGAAUGUAUUAAACUAAUAGACUAGUUAAUAAUUGUAGUGACCUCAAAAUUGCUAUAGGUAUUUAGUUUUAAGCUAAAAUUGAUAUUUUCUUGCGCGGAAAUUGUCAGAAAAUUGUAUGUUUUAAGAGAAUUUGACAAAUUUACUAUGUUUUAUUUUUGUUUAAUGGCUUAACAAUAUACAUACAUUUUUGUAUAAAAACUUAAAAUAUUCAAUUCAUUUUCCACACAUAUAAAAUAAUUGAUAACACACUGUUAAACAAAAUAUGCAGGUGUGUUACUCUAAAAACGUAUAUAUUAUAUGGGAAAAUAUAAAGCAAGCACACUUCAAAACAUAAACGCAUUGUAGAACAUUUUAGCAAUUAUUUUAAUCCAAGUCGGACAACGUGUAUGUUAGAAAUGCUACAAGUUAGAACUUCAAAUAUUAACUACGAAAACACAGAAACUAUAAGCUAAAACUCAAUAAAAAGCUAGUAGUACCCAAA
Molecule: messenger RNA, 2660 nt
Organism: Bactrocera tryoni
Lineage: Eukaryota; Metazoa; Arthropoda; Insecta; Diptera; Tephritidae
Product: hornerin
Exons: 5
Coding region: 1-1329 (442 amino acids)
Source: RefSeq, a predicted model, not a curated record